Sebastes umbrosus (honeycomb rockfish) is the source of this 1315-nucleotide messenger RNA. RefSeq names its product mediator complex subunit 10 (gene med10). The record is from RefSeq and is a predicted model, not a curated record. Gene Ontology annotation, molecular function: transcription coregulator activity. Gene Ontology annotation, cellular component: chromatin; mediator complex. The transcript has 4 exons. The coding region runs from base 157 to 561 and encodes 134 amino acids. NCBI's taxonomy places the organism in Eukaryota, Metazoa, Chordata, Actinopteri, Perciformes, Sebastidae. Gene Ontology annotation, biological process: positive regulation of transcription by RNA polymerase II.
UUACCUAGGCAGCGGAACAGCACCCACAGCGAUUGGCUACUUUCAUUGCCGUAAAGCACUUCGGCGCUCUGACUGUCGUAGAGUCGGUAGCUAACAGUCGAGUAUUUCCACUAAAGGUUUUCUUCUUUUUCAGUAGUUUAGCGACAUUUAAUCAACAUGGCUGAGAAGUUUGAUAAUCUGGAGGAGCAUCUGGAGAAAUUCAUCGAGAAUAUUCGACAGUUGGGGAUAAUAGUGAGCGACUUCCAGCCGAGCAGUCAGGCAGGACUCAACCAGAAACUGAACUUCAUGAUAUCUGGACUUCAAGACAUCGAGAAGUGCCGUCAGCAGCUUCAUGAGAUCAACGUGCCGCUGGAGGUCUUUGAAUACAUCGACCAAGGUCGAAACCCUCAGCUGUACACCAAGGAAUGUCUGGAGAGAGCCUUGGCGAGGAACGAGCAGGUCAAAGGGAAGAUUGACACUAUGACGAAAUUCAAGAGCCUUCUAAUCUCCGAGCUCGGCAAAGUGUUUCCAGAGGAGAUGGUAAAGUACAAGGCUAUACAUGGAGAAGAUGCCCCCUCCUAGUGACUGCUGCACCAUGACCCCUGACCUUCAACCUGUGACCCUUGAAAUGAAAGCCUGAAUGGAGUUUAACCCAAGCAGGCUCCUCUGUGGUCGCCCGCAGAACAUGAUAAUACCCUGUUAUUAUUUUUCGUGAAUAUUGCGAUGCUGUUGCUGACUAGUACCCUGAGGGAGAAGGUUUUUAUUUCUGCUCAGCACCCUGACUCAGCCAAUCCUCUUCUUUUUCUUUCUCUACAUUUAAAACUUAAUUUAAAGAAAUACAAAUCAGUAGGAAGUAUAUGGGAGGAGGAGAAGAGAGAAGGAACAAAUGAUUUUCAGCACUCGGUUGUUGUGUUGCCAGGAGACACAUUUGUUUUUAAUGGCCCUGUUGAUGCAUCGGCACUCAGUGGGCUGCAGAGGCAAUUUCUACAACUCCCAACUGUACAGAAGAAAAUAUUCAAGAGCUGCAAGGCACCCGUCUGAUUCUGCAUCACAGCCUUUACUCCAUCUUGUACAUACGGUAUAUUUAUACUCUUGCAUUUUACCUUUUGUAAUGCUUCCUACUCAUUGUGCAACAUACAUUUGUACCACAACACAGUUCAUGACAUUUUGUAUCAAGCUCAGGUUUCUAAUGGCCACAACUAUUGAAUGCAGAUGCUGUUUGAUGGUAAUUCUGUGCCUGAUCACUUGACAUGGUCAGAAAUGAGUUCACUCUUUAUUUGUAACUUGUUUGUAUUAUAAUAAUUUUUUGUUAUUAAAUGAUCCUUGUUGGACUGAU